AAUUUGCAGCUGUCAACGGCAAGAAAACAGCAAGGAAAAAAACACGAUAGAAGUUUGUACAAAAAAAAACUUGCAGCCGAAGUAAAAACAUCAGCCGAAUCGGUACAGAUAGGAAAAUUUACGUUUCGAAACUUUACAAACAUUCGAUGGCGAUCAUAAAUUUAAACAGUUUGCUGUAAUGAAACGUUGAGUGCUAGGCGCAGCGUGUGCAACGAGCAGAGGAAAUAGCCAAUCAAUGCCCUGGUUCAAUGUGUGUGCCGAUGCCAAGGUCAGAGUCGAAUGUUGAAAAAGAAAAUCUAAUCGUGCGUUCGGUGUAAACUGGAAAGCCGCGAAUUCGGUGCUUGCAAAAUGGUUCGAAGAAGGAAAGCGUAAUAAAUCAAUGUAUUCACUGGAGGAGGCUUUUUGCUGCAGCGCUUCGACAUCGUCUCAAUGGAACCGUCGUACCCGUGCUAAGGUGGAUCAGCUGAAACGGCCGUACAGCAAUCGUAGUAGUGGCAAGCGACGCAGGAAACACGAAGCGACAACACCGGCGCGGUACUGCACCAUCCGUAGCGUUUGACCGUUUGGCUGUGGUAUCCCAUUUCGGUUGCUCCAUUUGCUUUUUCCCUGCUACUGCGUCUACUGAUGCAAACAGCAUCAUCAUCAGCUCGAUAGAGAGCGCUCGUGGAUGACGCAGCAUGGAGCUACAAUAAAUUAGCCUAGCAAAAAUCUUACCACCCAACCAGCACGCUCACUCGCUCGUGGUCCAGCGUGAGGAAGAUUAAUCGCGUGAAGGGAAGAGUGCGCUACACUCUCCACAACGGUGGCAGCAUUAGGUGAUUGUAGAUCUAGUAGAAUUAAAGCGCCAUUGAUAAGGGCACGCUAGAAAAAUCCAGACCAUUUGGACGGGGUACAUUCCGCGACAGAAGACGCGCUGAUCGUACAACUGAAGCAAACACUGUUUAUACACACAACCGGCGGAACGAACCAAACACCGCCACGAGUCAAGAUGCCGUGCUAUAGUUUAAGAAACAUCAUAAAAUAUCCGCGUGCCGUACUGCGGACGAUUCUGGUGGUGGCCAACAACAUCUACUGUGUGCCGACGUAUCUGGUGUGGAUGUUUUUGCUACUGCCAUUAAGAAAGAUUCACGAAACUUACUACUAUCGCAUCGAAGGCAUAUUAUUCCACUGGCUGCUCGCUAACGUAUCCAUGUGGUCGUGGACGGCCGGUUACGAAGUGGUGGAAAUGGGUGACGAUAUAACGACGGCAUUCGAUAAGCGCACGUUGGUGCUGGCAAACCAUCAAAGUACCUCGGACGUACCGCUGCUGAUGGCGGCUUUCAACGCAAAGAAGGGCAUCCUUCCGAACAUCAUGUGGAUCAUGGAUCGGCUCUUCAAGUAUACCAACUUCGGUGCUGUAAGUCUUGUUCAUCAGGACUUUUUCAUUGCAUCGGGUAAGAAAAAUCGCGAAAAAUCUCUACAGCAGCUCAAAUCGCACAUACAACAAUGUUACGUGCCGAGAAAACGAAAGUGGAUGGUACUAUUCCCUGAGGGUGGUUUCUUGCGCAAAAGAAAGGAAGUCAGUCAAAGAUUUGCAGAGAAAAACAAUCUACCAGUAUUAAACAAUGUCACCUUACCGCGCGUGGGUGCUAUGAAGGCGAUCAUGGAUAUGCUCGGGGCACCAAGUGACAUGAAUGUUUGCUCUUCCUACUCCUCCACAAAUACUCCACAUGUGGACAGUGUGGUGGCGCAGGAUGCGGUUAAACAAUCGGACAGCAACAGCACUAUCAUCAGUAGCAAAGCAAUAAACAAGGAAGACGAUGACUGUGAUACCUGUAAGGAUGCGACGUACGCAAUGCUGAACGGGCAAUCGGGUGGCUGCAUCGAAUACGUACUAGACAUUACGAUCGCGUACCCACAAGGCACUCCACUAGAUUUACCGAACAUCGUGCACGGUAUGCGGGAUCCCUGCCAGACGUUUUUAUUCUACAAACUUUACCAUAGUUCGGAGGUACCACGUGAAAGUGAAUCCCUCACCCAGUGGUUGUACAAUCGAUUUUACGAGAAGGAGAAACUGCUCGAAGAGUUUUAUCGCACCGGCACCUGGCCGGCCAGCUGUAUCAUUCCGCCAACGGUCGUGCAUCAGGACUUGCUGCGGUUUUUGCUGAUACAUCUGUUUUUCGUUACCUCGACGUAUGUGCAUCUGCAGCUCAUUUUAAUGUUGAUCAACUACACGAACGUCAUGUGCGUGUACAUGCUGAGCUAAACAUGGACGUCUACGCGUGUUCUCCACUCUCUAAUCUCGCACCAGAGCAAGGGCAGAUAAUGGCAAACGGCAGCUCUACGAUGCGCGACAUAUAAAUCAAAUCCCCCAGGGAGAGUACAUGCUUACUUAAUGGAACGGAGGAAAGAAGCAACGGAGGACGUACUGAGUAAACAAAAACCUGCAAAAGCAAACAAACUCUAAGUCGCACCAAGUGAUGGAGACACACAUUUGCUAAAUUAUAAGUGAAAAAGAAGCAUCUAAUCGUGCUGAUGUUACCCUAUUCUAGUGUAAAUGGUUGUAGUGUUUAAGCGUACCCAGGAUAACGAAGAUGUCGGAAGGGAACGACCCAAAACGUUCUGCUGCUGCCGUUUGAUGCUGCUUGUAACAACACUUACCGAGACAGCAGCGCAUCAUUUCGCAAUAAGAUGAAGCAAAUCAAUACACCUAUUGGUUUAUUGCAUCUUUCUCCUUCAGCCGGCGUUCUAGCGCCAUGAGCUUGCACCUUUCCUUCGUAAUGCAGCGACGUCGGAACAAGGUAGCGUUGAAACGCACACAAUAUACAAACAAACAAACAAACAAAACCCAUUACUGAUGAUGAUAGGCGGCACAAAGUGAGGUGAUGCGAGUGGUGAUGGCAUCACACUGUGUUAUAAAGUAGGUGAACCGUUAGUAGUAACGAUGCUAUCUUUAAUGUAUAUCCAAACACAACAGACAAACAAAACAUUCAAAUCAGCACCAGGAAACCGAACGCCCGCUAAAUAUCCUGUACAGUAAAGUGAAUGCACGUGAAUUGCGGUAUGACACGUUUUGUGGUGUGUAGCGGUAUAUAAGUCAGUCUCUAGUUUAAGUUUAUCUACACGAGUCAGUGAUUAAGAGCUAGCGAUACUUUACAGAAUAAUUCAACCUCCCCCUCUUAUCAUCCCCAGUAGGACGUAAGCACAGUCAACCGUCAACUGGUGUAAAAUGUUCUAAAACAAAUGUAAGGAAAUUGUUUUCAUUUUCCUCCACGUUUACUACUUCUCGGUCGGUUAGAGUUAGGAUUGAAACGGUUUUGUUUUGUUUUUUUUUUAUUUCUAACUACACCGCCACGGCAGCACUGAUUUAAUGAGCGUAAAUGUACUGAAAGUAGUGGAAGAGUGUGUUUUACUGUAUUGUACGAGCUUUCAAAAAAAAACAAAACAAAAUCGCAAAACGAUCGAUGCGUGACGUGAAUAGUUGCGUAAAAAUCGGAUAAAUGUAGAAAACUGUUUAAAACAGGUGUUAUACACAAGGCUUUAAGUUAGAUAGGUUUAACAGUUUCUUUCCAGUUCUUUCCCUUAGUGCACAAUCCUCGCGGUUAGGUUAUAGUGAGCGAGUUUAAAAGAGAGAGAGAGAGAGAGACACUUGAGGAUGUUGAUCGCAAGUACCAAUUGCGAUUGUAAAUACUAUACACAUGGCAGUUUGAAUCCUUCUGUUUCCUCUCCCCGUAGUACGCCGGUAUCUAUAUACACUAGUAAUUAAAAGACCGAUCCUGCCCCUACUCCUCUGCUCCCCCUCUGUUCCCUCUUUAUCUUUCUCCUCAAUCGUGUAUUAAGGAACUAUUUAAUCUAACUGUCCCAGCAGAAACACUGUUACAGGCAACAGGUACAGGAUAGAUGGAUGAGAAUGCGUUUGAAAGUCACAUGGCACAGAAUAAUUUUCACUCACGUGUGGGUCCUUUAUUACCUUUCGCGUGGUACACCUGUUUGUGUGUGUGUGUGUUUGUGUGAGUGAAGAAAAAAAAAACGGAUCCUGUAAGGAAGUAGUGUCCUGCCCUUUGUAAGGAAUUAGCAUUCGUGCGUUAUUUAGUGUGUAUAAAUGUAGCACAAGUUCCGUUUAAAUGCGGGUCACAGACACAGCCAGGGGAUUUUUUUUUCUUUAGCCAGAGCGCGCGGUACUUCACACACGGCGCCCCCCCUUAUAUUCGUUUGCUCAUUUUCUACAAUUAGGCACCGGAAUACACGCGGAAUGCAGUUUACUGUGUCCUCAGCCAGCCUCUCUCCUCUCUGUGCGUGUGGCGAAUGAUCGGAAUCCUACGGUUACCGGUAGCGUUUGCUUCGAUUACUUUUUUUCGAAUAGAAGAAAUACGACAGUAACCGGAAACAACUGUAUGAAGAAA
Molecule: messenger RNA, 4382 nt
Organism: Anopheles funestus (African malaria mosquito)
Lineage: Eukaryota; Metazoa; Arthropoda; Insecta; Diptera; Culicidae
Product: acyl-CoA:lysophosphatidylglycerol acyltransferase 1-like
Exons: 8
Coding region: 989-2245 (418 amino acids)
Cellular component (GO): endomembrane system
Molecular function (GO): acyltransferase activity
Source: RefSeq, a predicted model, not a curated record